AUGGGACUUACAGGUCUUCCGGGUCUUGAAGAUCUUGCGGGUCCUGUGGGUCUUGUGGGUCUUGCGCGUUUUGCGUGUUUUGUGAGUGUUGCAAGCCUUCCGGGUCUUCUAGAUCUUCCGGGUCUUGCAGCUCUUGCGAGUCUUGCAGAUCUUACGGGUUUUGGAGAUCUUGCGGGUCUCGUAGAUCUUGUGGGUCUUACGAGUCUCGUGGGCCGCGUGAGUCUUCCGAGCCUUGUGGGUCUUACGGGUCUUGUGAGUCUUACGGGUCUUGUGGUUUUUACGGGUCUUGCGGGUCUUACGGGUCUUGUGAGUCUUACGGGUCUUGUGGGCCUUACGAGUCUUGUGGAUCUUACGGGUCUAGUGGGUCUUACAGGUCUUGUGAAUCUUACGGGUCUUGUGGGUCUUGUGAGUCUUACGGGUCUUGUGGGUCUUACGGAUAUUGUGGCUCUUACGGGUCUUGUGAGUCUUACGGGUCUUGUGGGUCUUACGGGUCUUGUGGGUCUUACGGGUCUUGUGAGUCUUACGGGUCUUGUGAGUCUUACGUGUCUUGUGUGUCUUACGGGUCAUGUGUGUCUUACGGAUCUUGUGUGUCUCACGGGUCUUGUGGGUCUUACGGGUCUUGUAGGUCUUAUGGGUCUUGUGAGUCUUACGGGUCUUGUGGGUCUUACGUUUCUUGUGGCUCUUACGGGUUUUGUGAGUCUUGCGAGUCUUGCGGGUCUUGCAAGUCUUGUUGGUCCUGCGUGUCUUGUGGGUCCUGUGAGUCCUUCGGGUCUUCUGAACCUUGCGGGUCUCCCGGGCCUUGUGGGCCCUACGGGUCUUAUGAGUCUUACGGAUCUUGUAGGUCUUACGGGUCUCGUGGGCCUUGUGAGUCUUCCGAGUCUUGUGGAUCUUACGGGUCUUGUGGAUCUUGUGAGUCUUACGGGUUUCGUGGGCCUUGUGAGUCUUCCAAGUCUUGUGGGUCUUACUGGUCUUGUGUGUCUUACGGAUCUUGUGUGUCUUACGGGUCUUGUAGGUCUUAUGGGUCUCGUGAGUCUUACGGGUCCUAUGGCUCUUACGGGUCUUGUGAGUCUUGCGGGUCUUGUUGGCCUUACGUGUCUUGUGAGUCUUGCGGGUCUUGUUGGCCUUACGUGUCUUAUGGGUCCUGUGAGUCCUUCAGGUCUUGUGAGCCUUGCGGGUCUUCCGGGCCUUGUGGGUCCUACGGGUCUUAUGAGUCUUACGGGUCUUACGGGUCUUACGGGUCUUGUGAGUCUUACGGGUCUCGUGGGCCUUGUGAGUCUUCCAAGUCUGGUGGGUCUUACGGGUUUUGUGGGCCUUACGGAUUUUGUGGGUCUUACGGGUCUUGGUAGUCUUACGAGUCUUGUAGGUCUUACGGGUCUUGUGUGUCUUACGGAUCUUGUGUGUCUUACGGGUCUUGUGGGUCUUACAGGUCUUGUAGGUCUUAUGGGUCUCGUGAGUCUUACGGGUCCUGUGGCUCUUACGGGUCUUGUGAGUCUUGCGGGUGCUGUUGGCCUUGCGUGUCUUGUGGGUCCUGUGAGCCUUGCGGGUCUUCCGGGCCUUGUGGGUUCUAGGGGUCUUAUGAGUCUUACGGAUCUUGUGAGUCUUACGGAUCUUGUGUGUCUUACGGGUCUUAUGGGUUUUACGGGUCUUGUGGGUCUUAUGUGUCUUACGAGUCUUACGAGUCUUGUGAGUUUUACGGGUCUUGUGGAUCUUGCGGGUCUUGCGGAUCUUGUGGAUCUUGUGGAUAUGACGGGCUUUGCGGAUCUUGUGAAUAUGAUGGGCUUUGUGGGUCUUUAG
Rotaria sordida is the source of this 1794-nucleotide messenger RNA. The record is from the annotation of a GenBank genome assembly. NCBI's taxonomy places the organism in Eukaryota, Metazoa, Rotifera, Eurotatoria, Philodinida, Philodinidae.